Messenger RNA from Doryrhamphus excisus (bluestripe pipefish), 1857 nucleotides. RefSeq lists its product as uncharacterized. Gene Ontology annotation, cellular component: membrane. The record is from RefSeq and is a predicted model, not a curated record. Gene Ontology annotation, biological process: G protein-coupled receptor signaling pathway; sensory perception of taste. Gene Ontology annotation, molecular function: bitter taste receptor activity; G protein-coupled receptor activity. Lineage: Eukaryota; Metazoa; Chordata; Actinopteri; Syngnathiformes; Syngnathidae.
UAAAAAAGAACCAAUUUUUCUGUAAUGCAUUUCCAAUAAAAAUUCAUUGCAUAUAUCGGAUUUUUUAUAACGGAUUUCGCCUAUUUCGGACAAAAUCUCCAGUCCCAUUCCAAUGCAUUUCCAUUAAAUUUCCAUUAGAUUCGCCGAAUCGUGACAGGCCGCUAUACGACGUCAUUUGCAGCGUUUGCAGCGUUGCCUGUGCGUCCAGAUACAUUGGAAACAUAGUCAAGGAAGUGCCUUUUUAUAACGGAUAAAAUCCGAUUUACGCAUAUACCGGAUAUAAAUCCGAUAUAUGCGUAAAACGGACAUUUUCCGGUAUACGCAUAUAGCGGAUUUCGCUUAUAUCGGACAAAACCAGUGGGAACAAUUGAAUCCGAUAUAUCCGAGGUUUACUGUACUUGUUUGGCCAGCAAGGCGAAAUUUUGCGAGGCGAUGGAGGUUUGUGUCCAAGCCCGACCUUCAUGGCUCUGUUGGGUUGGAUUGCUUUGCGGAGGCGUUUAUGCAGCGAAAUACAUCCUGUCAUUUGCUUUUAACAUGCAUCCCUGUAUGCUAAAUAUGGUGACCAUAUUGCUACAUUUUUGCGUCCUUUCCAGUGUGAUGCAGAGCACUAAAUGUAUUUGUGCUUCAUAUUGAUUCGGUGCAUCCAGGCUUAAGUGAACGUGUUGAGUGCAUUGAGAUGGAGCUCUAUCUGUGGAGGCAACGCUCCAUUGAUAUUCCUUCCUACAUGGCAGCCUGUUAUGCAUAUGAUGGCUCUAUAUAAUGAUCCUGCUUUCCCUGUGGGCUUGUCCGUCAUUGUGUUGGACGCAGGUGCACACACGUCUACAUUUUUGGAUUCGUUUUAUUUUUUAAAGCCAAGCAAUGGAUCGACCGGUGAUCAAGAUGAGUCAGACGCUGUUCAUGAUCAUCAAUGUUCCUCUUGUCAUCUUCUGCCUCGUUAUGAACUUCUUUUUUGUGUUUUGCUUGGGAUGCACUCAAAGGAAGUCAAAAGGACUCAAGCAGCCUUUAAAGUUCCUUUUGGAAUUUCUCACCUGGUGCUCAACUUUAUAUUUGAUCUUCUUAAUAGUGAACUGGUCAUUGACAUUCGGGAAUUUCAACAAAUUAUAUAUAAUUCUGUGGUUUUCAUUGCAGUUUUUUGUGCAUAACAGCAUGAGCGCCUAUGUUUGGCUCGCUUUCUACUACUUCACCCAGAUUGUCCCUGCACGGCACGCUCUCUUUGUUUGGUUGAAGAGGAACAUCAAGGUGACCAUUUUCAUAGCUGUUCUUCUGGAUUUCCUGGUUGUUUUUUACAACUACACUUUGGAAAUUGCAGAUUUCCUAAUUAAAUGGCCUCUGCUGAUCAACGGCAACCACACUCUGACCAGGAUCCCGUUUUACCACAAUUCUUAUGUGGACAUUUUCAACUUAGUAAGUUAUAUUGUCGCUAAGGUUUACAUGAUGAUGACUUUAUUCCUCAUGAACAUUUCAAGCUUUACAACCCUUUUAUACUUACAUGGCCACAUGAGAAAUAUGGGGAAGAGUGGCAUUUCAGUCUCUGCGUCAAGACUUCGGAAUUGGUUACGAGUCACUGUGACCGGAAUUUGUCAGAGUGUUAUUUUCUUCGGUUGUAUGACUUUUGAGCUCUUUGAGUCGCUCACCUUGAAAUAUUCUGAUUUAUUCUUUGAGGUUCACAUCAGUUUCACCGUCACUACUUUGUACAUAUUUGGUACCACAAUAAACAUGGCUGUCGGUCAAUCCGCUUUUAGGCAAAGGAUAGCUGCUUCAUGGCGGGCGCUUAAAACGUUGUGUAGUAUUGGCACAGGAUCACAUGAUCUGAUGUCUGAAUCAGCUGACAUGGCCAAUACUGUAACUACCACUUGA